Molecule: messenger RNA, 1481 nt
Organism: Daldinia loculata
Lineage: Eukaryota; Fungi; Ascomycota; Sordariomycetes; Xylariales; Hypoxylaceae
Product: glutathione S-transferase domain-containing protein
Exons: 3
Coding region: 691-1389 (232 amino acids)
Cellular component (GO): cytoplasm
Source: RefSeq, a predicted model, not a curated record
GACGUCAUCGACAUCAUGAACACACCCAUAAAUUUGUAUGAGGUCAGCUUGACGUCACGACGAACGUGAAGGUGAAUAUAUUCGCAGAUCUCGGUUAAUAUGAUUGACGGUGAGGAUCCCCGGGAUUUCUAGUUCAUCUUCGAUAAGCCACACCUACGGAGCAUAAGUGGCUGUUAAAAUAUCAUAAGUCAGAGUGAUGAAUUAUAUUAGUCGGCUCAAACGAAGCUAUUUAGGGUGUUCUUAUCUGAGGGAUCUAGAGACUAGAGCAUAGGUCUGGUGAAUAGCCUCAUUUUCAAAGUGGGGAAGACAGUGAAACAGACUGAUAGAAUGAAGGCAGCUUUUAAUUUUAUAUAACAGGAUACAGCUUCAACUAGAAUCAAAAUUACCUGGUGAGUUCGUCACGAAACGCUCCUCGGAAUGAUUAACCUCAAAAUGCCCGAGCUGAGACAUUGUCGGAGACGAAUUGCGCAAUUCUUUACGUGCCUUUUCUUUCUGUUAUUGGGUAAUCACGCCGAAUUGCGCGCAAAAUGACCCCGCAUAUUGGUAAGCAGCCUCCGUCGAUGCCGGUAGAAACCUUGGGUCCGUAGAUAUAAGUUGAAGUCGUGAGGCCGGGGUAAUCGUAUUUUAUAUCAAGUAUCACAUCUACAGCCCACACUGUCUUGGUCUACUCCUCCAAAACCCCUUAAGAAAAUGGCGACACCAAAGAUUAAGUUGUAUACGAACCAUCGUUGCCCAUGGGCUCACCGAGCGCACAUCUCUCUUGCCGAGCUCGGGCUGCCGUUCGAAGAGGAGAUCAUUGACUUGAGCACCCCCCGUACUGCCGAGUAUCUAAAGAUCAACCCUCGGGGUUUAGUUCCGUCUAUUGAAUAUAACGGAGAGAUCCUCACCGAGUCGGGUAUUAUCUCUGACUUCUUGGCCGACGCUCACCCGUCUCAUCUUAUCCCGGUUUCAAAUGCCCCUGGUGGAGCCUUGCAACGUGCUAGGAUCGCCUUCUUCGUCGAUACUUUUAUCUCAAAGGUGAACAGUAACUUCUUCAAGGCCUCGUUCGCCAAGAACGACGAUGAAGUAGAAGGCUUUGUCAAAGAGUACGUCGAUGCGGUCGUGAAGGAACUCGAGCCCCUCCUCGCCAAUGCCGCACCUUUCUUCAACGGCAGCGACAAGCUUACGCAGGCCGAGGUUUUGACGGGGAGCUUCGUCAUACGACUUUUCACACUACCAAAGCAUGGCAUCUUGCCUGCGCACAUACUCACCGAUAUCUCCGCCAAGGCCCCUAACUUCUACAGAUGGGGAGAAGCUGUUUCCAAGCAUCCCAGCGUGACAGGAAUAUACAACGAAGAAGACAUCGUAAAGAGUACGAAGGAGAGACUAGCUAAACUACGAGCAGCUUGAGCGUAAUCGUCGCAGCGCACCUUCUUGGCCAGAGCGUAUGAUUUAGGAUCCGGUGAUAGGACCUAUCCUCUAAUUUAUAUUUUACGAUGAGA